This is a messenger RNA of Cajanus cajan (pigeon pea), 1137 nucleotides long. RefSeq names its product ubiquitin C-terminal hydrolase 12. The record is from RefSeq and is a predicted model, not a curated record. NCBI's taxonomy places the organism in Eukaryota, Viridiplantae, Streptophyta, Magnoliopsida, Fabales, Fabaceae. Gene Ontology annotation, molecular function: protein binding.
UCAAUCAUGGAGAUCAAAACUGCUGAUCCAUUAUUUCAUGUCAAAAGCAUGAAAGGAAGAAAAGCUCCACCAAGUCACUACUCAUUCAAAAUCAUGUCUUUCUCAUGGCUAUCCAAGGCCUCAAUACAGAAGUGUGCCUCCGAGGAAUUUGAAGCAGGGGGUUAUAAAUGGAGCCUUUCUAUUUACCCAACUGGUAACACAAAAGGGGGUGGUCAAGGUCAUGUUUCUAUUUAUUUGGUGCUCAUUGACUCAAGUUCGUUACCCGUUGAUUGGGAGGUCAAUGCUGUUGUAAAUUUUUCUGCAUAUAAUUUUAUUGACGAUGAGUAUGUUAUAACUCAAGAUACAAAUGUAAGGCGUUUCCAUGUGCUGAAAACUGAGUGGGGUAUCGCAAAAUUCGUUGACAUAGACACUUUUAAUGACCCUUCAAAUGGAUACUUGAUGGACGAUACCUGUGUGUUUGGAGUUGAGGUUUUUGUUGUUAAGACCAUGGAUAAAGGUGAUUGUUUGUCAAUGUUUCAUGGACCUAUCACUUGUUCCCAUAGCUGGAAGCUUAACAGAUUUUCCUUCGCAAAUUUAGACGAGUACGAGUCUGAAUCAUUUGUCGGUGGAAACUAUAAAUGGAAGCUCCUUUUAUACCCUAAUGGACACGCUGAGGGAAAAGGCAACAGUGUCUCGCUGUUUUUAACAUUGGAAGUCUCAAGUUUGCCCCCUAACACUAAACUCGUUGUGGAUUGCACUUUGCGCACAAAAGAACAAAUUGGUGCGAAUCAUGCUCAAACAAGAUUUUGUCGUAAGUUUGGUAGCUCGAGUUGUACGUGGGGUUCCAGACAGCUUGUGGCCUUGGCUAAACUUAAAGAUCCCAAUAGUGGCUUUUUGGUGGACGAUACUUGCAUCUUUGAAGCCGAAUUUAUUAUUCUUGGCUUAAUGACGCCUGGCAUUGAUUAAUAUGUUUAUAAUAUAAAUACUGUCAUUUCCUACUCUAACUUCCUCUGUCCAUGAAAUCGGAAGAUCAACAACCCUUGCAGUUCAUGACAGUAAAAUAUCUAAGAUGCAACAAAUUAUAUUUACUCAAUUUAACAUGCAUAAAAGAUAUAAAUGAAUCCGGAUCAAGUUCCCAACUUUGAAAUGAUUUGAUCA